Anarrhichthys ocellatus (wolf-eel) is the source of this 1419-nucleotide messenger RNA. RefSeq names its product solute carrier family 25 member 25b (gene slc25a25b). The record is from RefSeq and is a predicted model, not a curated record. Gene Ontology annotation, molecular function: calcium ion binding. Bases 1 to 1329 code for a protein of 442 amino acids. Gene Ontology annotation, cellular component: mitochondrial inner membrane. The transcript is spliced from 11 exons. Gene Ontology annotation, biological process: transmembrane transport. Lineage: Eukaryota; Metazoa; Chordata; Actinopteri; Perciformes; Anarhichadidae.
AUGCCUGUGCCCAGUGGCUCAAAGGUUUCUCUUCUCUCCUUCCAGAAAAUAGUGAAAGCAGGAGACAAAGACCUGGAUGGACAGUUAGACUUUGAGGAGUUUGUUCAUUAUCUCAGAGACCACGAGAAGAAACUGCGGCUGGUCUUCAAGAGCCUGGACAAGAAGAACGAUGGCCGGAUCGACUCGCAAGAAAUCAUGCAGUCUCUGCGUGACCUGGGAGUGAACAUCUCUGAGGAGCAGGCAGAGAAGAUCCUCAAGAGAAUAAGGAGGGGUCAUAUCUGGGCCCCUAUCUUGUAUAUGGAUAAGAAUGGGACAAUGACGAUUAACUGGAAUGAGUGGCGGGAUUACCACCUCCUGCAUCCAGCAGGCAACAUUCCUGAGAUCAUCCUCUACUGGAAACACUCCACGAUCUUUGACGUUGGGGAGAGUUUGUUGGUGCCUGAUGAGUUCACGGCAGAAGAGAAGAAAACAGGAAUGUGGUGGCGACACCUAGUGGCAGGAGGAGGAGCUGGUGCAGUGUCUCGAACCUGCACUGCACCACUGGACAGGCUCAAAGUCCUCAUGCAGGUUCACGCCUCCAAGAGCAACAGCAUGCAUAUCACUGGAGGCUUUGUCCAGAUGAUCCGAGAGGGCGGUGUGAGGUCACUGUGGCGAGGCAACGGCAUCAAUGUCAUCAAAAUUGCCCCUGAGUCUGCUAUUAAGUUCAUGGCCUAUGAACAGAUAAAACGAUUAAUUGGAAGUAACCAGGAGACGUUGGGCAUCGCAGAGAGACUGGUGGCAGGCUCUCUGGCUGGACUAACCGCUCAGAGCAGCAUCUACCCUAUGGAGGUGUUGAAGACACGGAUGGCCCUGAGGAAGACGGGCCAGUACUCGGGCAUCUUGCAUUGUGCCAAACAUAUGUUUCACAAGGAGGGAGUGGCUGCUUUCUACAAGGGCUAUGUCCCCAACAUGCUGGGCAUCAUCCCCUACGCUGGCAUCGACCUGGCUGUCUAUGAGACUCUGAAGAAUUGGUGGCUGCAGCGCUUCGCCACAGACAGCGCUGAUCCAGGAGUGUUCGUGCUCCUGGCUUGUGGCACCACCUCCAGCACGUGUGGCCAGCUGUCCAGCUACCCGCUGGCCCUGGUCAGGACUCGGAUGCAGGCACAAGCUACCCUGGGGGGCCCGCAAAUGACCAUGACCGCCCUGUUCAGACACAUCAUUAGGACCGAGGGACCCAUGGGACUCUACCGAGGCCUGGCUCCCAACUUCAUGAAGGUCAUUCCAUCUGUCAGCAUCAGCUAUGUGGUGUACGAGUACCUCAAGAUCAGGCUGGGGGUCCAGUCAAAGUGAGGAGGGAGAUCAAGAGGCCUUUGCUUUUCUUUUGAGCUAAAGAUGGAAUGUGUGUUGGCCUAUUAUUUAUACAUACAGUUGUGUGAAAAA